Brachypodium distachyon (stiff brome) is the source of this 2715-nucleotide messenger RNA. RefSeq names its product isoamylase 1, chloroplastic. The transcript has 18 exons. Gene Ontology annotation, molecular function: hydrolase activity, hydrolyzing O-glycosyl compounds. Bases 164 to 2548 code for a protein of 794 amino acids. The record is from RefSeq and is a predicted model, not a curated record. NCBI's taxonomy places the organism in Eukaryota, Viridiplantae, Streptophyta, Magnoliopsida, Poales, Poaceae. Gene Ontology annotation, biological process: carbohydrate metabolic process.
ACACAGUCACACUACCACGCACGCACUCCAGUCACGCUCCCGGCUCCACCAACAGAAGCGCGGAUCCCCUGAUAAAUAAUCGCACUUCUCUUCCUUCCUCCUCCCGAAAAUCCAUCGUCCUCCACCGAUCGAUCACCGGGGUUCGGUUCCCCCCCGCGCGACGAUGCACAUGGCGAUGACGAUAGCGGCUCAGGUCCCCUGCCUCUGCGCGCGCCCCGCGUCCCUCGCCGGGCCGCGCCUGCGCGGCGCGGCGCGGCGGCGACCCAAUGCGAGGACGGCGCGUGGCGGGGCUCGGAAGGGGGUCGGGGCAGUCCGUGCCGCGGCGUUGGAGGCGCAGCCGUUGGUGGAGGAAGGCGAGGAUGAGGAUGAGGAGGCGUUGGUGGAGGUGGAGAGGCACGCGCUGGGCGGCGCGUGCAGGGUGCUCGCCGGAAUGCCCGGGCCGCUCGGUGCCACCGCGCUCGCCGGCGGGGUCAACUUCGCCGUCUACUCGGGCGGCGCCACGGCCGCCGCGCUCUGCCUCUUCACGCCCGACGACCUCAAGGCGGAUAGGGUGACCGAGGAGGUGCCACUCGACCCCGAGGCCAACCGGACGGGGAACGUCUGGCACGUCUUCCUCGAAGGCGGCCACCUCCACGACAUGCUCUACGGGUACAGGUUCGACGGCGCCUUCGCCCCUCACUGCGGCCAGCGCUUCGACGCCUCCGCUGUCGUGGUGGAUCCUUAUGCCAAGGCAGUGGUGAGCCGAGGAGAAUACGGUGUUCCGGCGCCUGGCGGUGAAUGCUGGCCUCAGAUGGCUGGCAUGAUCCCUCUCCCAUAUAGUACGUUUGAUUGGCAAGGCGACCUACCUCUCAGAUAUCCUCAGAAGGACCUUGUAAUCUAUGAGAUGCAUUUACGUGGAUUCACAAAGCAUGAUUCAAGCAAUGUAAAACAUCCCGGAACUUUCAUUGGGGCUGUGUCGAAGCUCGAUUAUUUGAAGGAGCUUGGAGUUAAUUGUGUAGAGCUAAUGCCCUGCCAUGAGUUCAACGAGCUGGAGUACUUCACCUCCUCUUCGAAGAUGAAUUUCUGGGGAUAUUCUACCAUAAACUUCUUUUCACCAAUGACGAGAUAUGCAUCAGGUGGGAUAAACAACUGUGGGCGUGAUGCCAUAAAUGAAUUCAAAACUUUUGUAAGAGAGGCUCACAAACGGGGCAUUGAGGUGAUCCUGGAUGUCGUCUUCAACCAUACAGCUGAGGGUAACGAGAAUGGUCCAAUAUUAUCAUUUAGGGGGAUUGAUAAUAGUACAUACUAUAUGCUUGCACCUAAGGGAGAGUUUUAUAACUAUUCUGGCUGUGGGAAUACCUUCAACUGUAAUCAUCCUGUGGUCCGUGAAUUUAUUGUAGAUUGUUUGAGGUACUGGGUGACGGAAAUGCAUGUUGAUGGUUUUCGUUUUGAUCUUGCAUCUAUAAUGACCAGAGGUUCCAGUCUCUGGGAUCCUGUUAAUGUGUAUGGAGACCAAAUAGAAGGUGACAUGAUUACAACAGGGACACCUCUUGUGACUCCACCACUUAUUGACAUGAUCAGCAAUGACCCAAUUCUUGGAGGUGUCAAGCUCAUUGCUGAAGCAUGGGAUGCAGGAGGUCUCUAUCAAGUAGGACAAUUUCCUCACUGGAAUGUUUGGUCAGAAUGGAAUGGGAAGUACCGGGACAUUGUGCGUCAAUUCAUCAAAGGAACGGAUGGAUUUGCUGGUGGUUUUGCUGAAUGCCUUUGUGGAAGUCCACACCUAUACCAGGCAGGAGGAAGGAAACCUUGGCACAGUAUCAACUUUGUAUGUGCACAUGAUGGAUUUACAUUGGCUGAUUUGGUGACGUAUAAUAACAAGUAUAAUAUACCAAAUGGUGAGAACAACAGAGAUGGAGAAAAUCACAAUCUUAGCUGGAAUUGUGGGGAGGAAGGAGAAUUCGCAAGAUUGUCAGUCAGAAGAUUGAGGAAGAGGCAAAUGCGUAAUUUCUUUGUUUGUCUCAUGGUUUCUCAAGGAGUUCCGAUGUUCUGCAUGGGCGAUGAAUACGGACAUACAAAAGGAGGCAACAACAACACAUACUGCCAUGACCAUUAUGUCAAUUAUUUCCGCUGGGAUAAAAAAGAGCAAUCCUCUGACUUGCACCGAUUCUGCUGCCUCAUGACCAAAUUCCGAAAAGAGUGUGAAUGUCUUGCCCUCGAGGACUUCCCAACGGCCCAACGGUUGCAAUGGCAUGGUCAUGAGCCUGGGAAGCCUGACUGGUCUGAGACAAGCCGUUUCGUCGCCUUUUCCAUGAAGGACGAAACAAAAGGCGAGAUCUAUGUGGCUUUCAACGCCAGCCACUUGCCGACCGUUGUCGCACUCCCGGAGCGCACAGGGUGCCGGUGGGAACCGGUGGUCGACACAGGCAAGCCAGCACCGUACGACUUCCUCACCGACGACCUACCUCACCGCGCUUUCAGCAUCCACCAGUUCUCCCACUUCCUCAGCUCUAGUCUCUACCCCAUGCUCAGCUACUCUUCCAUCAUCCUUGUAUCGCGCCCCGAUGUCUAAGAGAAAAUGUACAGUAGAGAAUAUAUAUGUAAAUAGCCCUUUUGCAUAUCAUCAAAGAUGUGCAAGUGCUCUAAUUGCCAGUGAUCACCAGGGCCUAGUCUGUGUAUCAAUUGUGAUAACAGAAAUAAAGGGAGAACAAUGGCACAAGCUGUGCCUUUGGCAUAUAA